GAAAAGUGUUAAAUGAUAAACGCGCUGGGAGCGCGCAGCUUAUAAAACACACAGCGCAAGCUUGCAGUUGACAGCUUUGCGUCGCGCUGAUAUUUAACCAACAUAACUGCCCUUAUCACUACAAAAACAUAAAAGAAAAACAAAAAAGAAAAACAAAAAAGAAGAAAUAAAAUAAAAAUUAAAAACAAAACAACAACACAAUCGUGCAUUGUUAAUGUUACAACAACAGCAAGAUGCAUACGACGCCCACAACACCCAACAUGCCUUCCGCCACAUCUCAGCGUCGCCAUCACAACAGCACAAUUGGCCUUUUAAGCAGCCUUAUGCGUCGCUUAUUAAAACUUUUGAUUAGCUGCAUUCUCAUGCCGGCCAUGCAACAUCACAUCCACGUUAAUUGGUCUCCAAUGUCAACAUCUCCAACGUCCAGCUUGCUGGCGCAUGCCUCCACCAUUUCUCUUUCGCUUUCACUAUCGGCGACGAACUCAACAACGGCUGCUGGCGUGUCGGCGCCCACUGCUGAGCUGGACGUUGGCAUGGCUGCUGUGGCGGCAGCAGCUCUAUCCGGUUUGGGUGCACGUGCUCCGGCCUCCUGGUCGGUGGCGGCCUCACAUAUGCGUCUCACACAGCGCAAUAAUCAUGCGAAUAUCUCCGAACUGUUGGAUAAUCUAUUACGUGGCUAUGAUAAUAGCAUACGACCGGGUUUUGGAGGUCCACCUGCUACAGUGGAGGUUGAUAUUAUGGUGCGAAGUAUGGGACCCAUCUCCGAAGUCGAUAUGACUUAUUCCAUGGACUGUUAUUUCCGUCAAUCAUGGGUGGAUAAACGUUUAGCCUUCAAAGGCGCACAAGACACACUGGCUUUGAGUGUUUCGAUGUUGGCGCGCAUCUGGAAACCCGAUACAUAUUUCUAUAAUGGCAAACAGAGUUAUCUGCAUACCAUAACGACACCGAAUAAAUUUGUACGCAUCUAUCAGAAUGGCAGAGUACUGUAUUCGAGUAGAUUAACAAUCAAAGCUGGCUGCCCAAUGAACUUGGAAGACUUCCCCAUGGAUAUACAAAAGUGUCCACUAAAGUUUGGCUCAUUUGGCUACACAACAGCGGACGUUGUUUAUCGCUGGAAUCGCGAACGACCAGCUGUUGCCAUCGCUGAGGAUAUGAAAUUGUCACAAUUCGAUUUGGUCGAUUGUCCGGCGGGCAACCUCACAGAUGUGAUCUACAAGGCGGCCGCGCCGCAUGAUGCCACACACAAUAGCAACAAACCGGGCAACACCAACAGAAACGGCAAUAAUUAUUACAACAAAAAUGCGAAUCGUAAGAAUCAGAAGUAUGGCAGUAAAACGAUGAGUACAUUUGCAGGACCGGGUGCCAAGAAUCAACAUGUACGCGGUACUGGAUUGCAAUUGGACAAAGGUGAAAAGGUGCGAAGGAAACGUGGUCGCGUUGGUUUCGACAUGUCGGAUGAGGAUGAUGAGGAAGCGCAUUUGCGUGGCGGUGAAGAGCCCACACCACAUCGCGGCAGCGGCAAAAGACGCAUGUCCUUCUACCGACGCGAAGAAUUAGAGGCACGUCGCAAAGGCAAGCGCGUGCCACAAUACAACUCUGUAUCGAAAAUAGAUCGCGCCUCACGCAUAGUCUUCCCAAUGCUCUUUCUGCUCAUCAAUGUCUUCUACUGGUAUGGCUACUUGUCGCGCAGCUCACGGAUAUUGGCGAAUACACCGACGACCACUUGAUGUUACCUUUUAGCAAUUUAGAGGAAGUCCGAGAAGAAAACCAAACGAACAGCUAGGUGGUGGCGUUGAGGGCAACAAAAAUUUUAAUUAAAAUUAAAUAAAAUAAAAAAGUAGAAAAUAAUAAUGUGACAAACUAUUGGCGACGAAGUUUGGCUAGAUAAUUAAGCAAAAGAUAUGAUAUUUUUGGAGUUAAAAUUUAUAAAAACAAAUGCUGCCGUUUAGAACUAAAAAAAGCAAAAUAUAGAUUUAAAAUUUAAAGAAAUAUAAAUUGAAGGGCGACAAAACAAACUUUUAGCUUUCAACAGCAGUCACUGCUUACGACGUUUUUGCUCAAGAGCGCGCAACUUUUUUCUUCUUAACUAAAUUGCUAAAAUAAGGGAAUUACUAAAUAAUAAAAAGAGGACUUUAUAAAGUGGUUGAGAGAGAGUAACUUAUAUGUAACUAAAUGAGUAAUUGAGUAAUGUUAAUAAUUGAAAAAAAUCUCAAGCGUGAUGAAGUAAAUAUUAGCUUUAAAUAAACUAAAAUAAAAUACAGUUAUUAUAGUAAAUAGUUUGAAUGCUUAGUGAUUAUCUAUUGUAUGGGGUGGUGUCCAAUAUAUUGCAAACAGUUUUAAAAGCUUUGGAGUAAUUCAAGGCAAUAACUGUAAACCAGAGAA
Molecule: messenger RNA, 2382 nt
Organism: Zeugodacus cucurbitae (melon fly)
Lineage: Eukaryota; Metazoa; Arthropoda; Insecta; Diptera; Tephritidae
Product: gamma-aminobutyric acid receptor alpha-like
Exons: 6
Coding region: 234-1727 (497 amino acids)
Biological process (GO): chemical synaptic transmission; nervous system process; regulation of membrane potential
Cellular component (GO): synapse; neuron projection; membrane
Molecular function (GO): transmembrane signaling receptor activity; neurotransmitter receptor activity; extracellular ligand-gated monoatomic ion channel activity
Source: RefSeq, a predicted model, not a curated record